AUGAUGGUUCCACAUAAAGGAACAAGAGCAGGCAGCCGAAAACAAUAUAUAAAAAAUAAACCGAAAAAAUGGGGUUAUAAAACAUUUGUUCGCGCAGGUGUCUCUGGAAUAGUUUACGACUUCCUGAUCUAUGGAGGCGAUGACACGUUCAGAUUUCACUCUUUCACGGAUGAAGAAAAUAGUAUGGGCCUAGGGUCAAAAGUAGUUUUAGCUUUGGCAAAAUCUAUUCGACAACCUGUUUGCAAAAUUCUGUGUUUCGAUAACUUUUUCACAUCUAUUGAGCUGUUACAAUAUUUGCGCAAUGAACGCGGCAUUUUUGCAAUGGGUACAAUCCGAGCAAACAGGCUCCGAGGAGCGGAGAAUAAACUACCCACGGAUAAAAAUCUAAAAAAAAAGGGUAGAGGAUCUCAUGCACAAGUCGUAUGCAAUAAAAACAAGAUUGCUGUUGUUAAAUGGUUCGACAACAAAUGUGUUACUGCUGCAAGUACUUUUGUGGAUGAGUAUCCUACCCAGACUGUGGUUCGUUAUAAGAAAGAAGAGGGUAGAAAAGUGCCAGUGACUUGCCCCAAUAUAAUAAAAGAAUAUAACACUAACAUGGGCGGUGUUGAUCUCGCCGACAUGUUGGUCGCUCUAUAUCGUACACCAUUCCGAGACCAUCGUUGGUAUUUACCAAUAUUUUCUCAAAUGCUCGACAUCUGUAUAAACAAUUCCUGGCUUCUAUAUCGACGUGAUAGAAAUGCUAGAAUUGAUACCAAAAAACGAAAAUCACUAAAAAACUUUAGAAUGGAAAUUUAUGAAAGCUUAAGGAGGUAUGAAAGAAAUGAUAUGAGCGAUAUCAGAGGGCCUGGCAUGAAAUCAACCAAGACUAUACAGAAACCAGCAGCUGAAAGACCACCAGAUGCUGUACGGUAUGAUCAAGUUGCUCACUAUCCAACUAUAAUAACCAGCAGAGGAAGGUGUAUGUAUUACACAAAGGGGCUGACAAAUUUUUUUUGUCAAAAAUGUAAAUUGAGGUUGUGCUUAUUGCCGGAACGUAAUUGUUUCAUAGAAUACCAUAUUAAAAAAUAA
This is a messenger RNA of Parnassius mnemosyne (clouded apollo), 1068 nucleotides long. NCBI's taxonomy places the organism in Eukaryota, Metazoa, Arthropoda, Insecta, Lepidoptera, Papilionidae. The record is from the annotation of a GenBank genome assembly.